CCCGCCACACUGGCUGCUAAGAUGCCUUGUUACAUAUGUCAGCGUCGCUCGCUCCGCACCGGCCGCAAGGACAGACGGCGAGCCCCGCCAUUGGCUACCAGGCGGCCCCGAGGAAAAGAGGCGGGGUCAGGCUGAUUGAUAAAGCAGGAAGAGGCGGUGUCCAGCCAGCACACAACAAGUGAGAGAAGAGGAAUAGCCGCCACCACUGCGUUGCUAUGGCAACGUAGAGGACAUGACAGCAGAGGACACACAGCUUGACAUAAUGACAACAGAACAUUCCCGCUGCUCCGAUGACACCGCAGACUCUCUUCCAAGCCUUUAGCAUUUGAUUGCGGACCAGGUGGUCCAGAACCGUCAGCAAAGGUCUUCAGAAAAAAAAGGAGCCUGGGGCAUUUGAGGUGUUAAAAUGUCCCAGUCGGGAAAAGUGCUGCACCUGUAUGUUGAGGUGCGGUCUGCGGGUGAAGAAGAAGGAAGGGUUCCUGGGAUCGGAGAUGACGGAAGGGGUCACCUGAUCCUUCAGUGUCCGGACGUUCUCCCUCACUCUCAAAGGAGCUCUGUCCUUUCCAGCCCCAACCGAAGUCCGGACCAUUCCCCACGUACCCACUGCCGAAUGCCGGGUGGGCUCCAGAGCUCCUCUCCCUCCCUCUCGUCCACCAGGCACUCGGUCAGCCCGCAGGGCCGACACCCGGACAGCCUGGAUUCCUCUGCUUACUUCCACCAGGAGGAGAUGCUACCCAACACGUUUGAGGACUUGCUUCAGGUCCUUACAUGCGCAACCACCAGUCAAGGACAUCAGUACUCGGGAGCUCUUGCCCCGUCGUCGGACAUGUACCCCUAUCAAAGGCGGAAGCUUACCGACCCCCCGCCAGUGUUUGGGCGCAUAAAUGCACCUUCUACACCCACUUUCCACCGCCGGUCCUGUGAUGUCCAAGGGUCAGGCGCUCAGGAGAGGAAAUCGUCUGUGGUGACCUUCGGGUAUAUUGAGAAAGCCAACGUUCAUAUGAUGGGUGACCGUCGACUGAGUGAUCCGUUAGGAUCCGGCAGUCGGGUCAGACGGGCUGAACCCUGCCCGGUUCACCAUCGGCCCUCUACCAAUCCGGGGUCUCCUUUCCUGCACAGAGAUGCGGUCGCUCGAGAUGCCACCUACCGCGCCUUGGAAGAGUUUGGCUCACCAGAAUUGCGGCGGCGCUUUGCAGGUCGCGGCAAUGAGAACUACAACCCGACCUUGCCACGAAACCACAAGUGGCCAACCUGCCGCUCAUGGGCGGGGUCACCAGUCCUGCCCCACGGGACCCUCACUUUGCCAUCCGGCGCUCAGCUCAGAGACCUCGAUAGGGGAGGCUGUCAGAACUCCCCCAACGGGUUGGGGAGAAGCUCCGAGUCCAAUCAGCUGCGUGCACACGCCGGGUUCUCCCCCCACACAGCAGCUCGGAUGUCGGGGCAUCAUUCUCACGGCGCUCUCCAGAUCCAGCAGUCUUCUUGGUCGGGGGACGAAAGUCCCAGACUGUCCGGCAGAUUUCAACCACCUUUACCAGCUGGACGGCCCACAGAUUUCCAGCACGAUGCCCCAAGCAGCAGAGCAAAUGGUGUGCGAAGCUCCUCCCCGUUUUCCAAUGUUGACACUUUUUGGGGACGUCAAACUCCCUCUCCAACACCUUCCCCGUCUGAGUCUUUGAGGUCACUCAGUCCAAGCGUCGGAGAGUCAUUGCUUCAAAAACCCCAACCACUUUCCGAUCUUUAUGAGGACCCCUCCUUGGAUCCGCUGCGGGAAAACGAACCAAAGCCACAAUGGAAGACGGACAAAUCCAAACUUCAAGUAGAACCGGAAAGCGUCUCGCAUGCCUUGAGCAGGAAAGGACCCUGCUCACCUUCGGCUUCUCAUUUGCAUGUCUUAACCCCGCGCCCGGAGCAGAAUUCAAACUCCGCUCAGCAUCCGCCACUCCCGCACCAUCACCACCGAGUGGCGCGCUUGACUGGAGAGCGCAGAGCUUCAGACUGGGAGCCAAGGCGCCGCGAUCGCUCACACAGCCCCGACACCUCCAGUGGACUCGCCUCCUGGCAAACAGUCGACGCCUCAUCCUCCUCGCAGCAGGAGCUCAAGAAAACCAGUCCAGUCCAAGACAGGCUGCAAGUCUGUCAGCAAAAGUCCCGGCGCUUUGCGACAAGACCCAACGAAAAGAGUUUCCGAAAGCAAGGUGAAGACAAGGCAAGACAGGAUCAUUGCGCACCCGUCGGGCAUCUGUCCGAGACUCGGCAGGAAAACGUUCAGGAUCUCAACAAGGUUGUUGGGACGUCCUCUCGGAGCUCCAGCGGGCUGAUGGGAAGCUUGGGCGAAAGAAGCGUGUCUCCUGAAAGCUGGAGCCAGUCCAGCUGCGAUCUGGGCUCUGGGAUCCAGUCAGGCCAAAGUUCAGACGUGAGUCUGCCUUCGAGGUCACAGAAAAUCGCCCAGGCCAAGUGGAACUUCCUGUUUGGAGCACAGAGCCAGGAAGACAGCAGCAAUAAAGGCACUCCUCGGCCUGCUGCGUCCUCGCUGAGCCCUGCCGCCGCCAAGCCACCCAAGCAGAGGCGGGGUGGGAGGGCCGUCCAGGCUCAAAGGUCAUCUCAUCACCAAAAAGUUCGGCAGAUCGAGGUGGAACUGCUCACCUCCGACCCGGGAGACUCGGCCCCCGAGACGGGCGUGGUUCGGCGCAGCGUCAAAUAUUCCGAGACGGACCUGGACCACGUGCCGCUGCGCUGCUACCGAGAAACUGACCUGGACGAGGUGAUGCGGGCGGAGGCGGCCGAGGAGGAUCCCGGCGAGGCUUUGCCGAGGGCGCGUCGGAGUGAGGGAGGGCCGAUGGAGGAGGAGGACGAGGAUGAGGACGGCCUGGCGAACCAACCGAGCGCCCGCGUGCAGGGAGAGCGCCAGAGGCAGAAGGCCGCCUCCCACCAUGACAGUGGCUUCACUCUAUUGCUGAAGGGGACGUCGGAGGUGAAAGGCCCAUCGGCGGCGGGCGCCGGCGUCCCCCUCCAGCCGUCCGACAGCCACCUGGAUUCUUUCAGUCGUCAUUUUGAAAGCAUUAUGGAGGGCCACCGGGCCAAAGGAACCUCCUUCAGCAGCCUGGACAGCGUCGACCUGCUCACCUCGGGAUCCACGUCCGUCUUCACCUUUGACCUGCCCACGCUCACCCCUGAAAUCCAGAGUCAGAUCUGCGAGAGCGCCAAGAACAUCAUCCAGCUGAGCUUCGCCCCUUUGUCAAAGGCGAGCGAGCCCGCCGCCCGCUCGGAAGUCUCCUUGCGAGGGGGAUCCGAGGACGACGACAGCUCUGCGGCAAAAGAGCCGGUGCGGCGCUCCAUCCUCAAAGACGGCUUCCGCAAAACCAGCUCGGCACCGUCGCUCCACGGCGCUGCCAGGGAGCGCUGUGUCUUGGGCAGUAACGACUUCAGUCAGAGGGUGGCGGAAGAAUAUCUCUGCAACUUUGACUUCAACGGUCUCGCCAUCGACCAAGCACUCAGAAUCUUCCUCAGCAAGUUCACGCUGAUGGGAGAAACUCAAGAGCGAGAGCGGGUCCUCGCUCACUUUUCCAGAAGAUACGUCGCCUGUAACCCCCGCAGCCUCGCCGCCCAAGACAGCGUCCACACGCUGACUUGUGCUCUGAUGCUGUUGAAUGUUGAUCUCCAUGGAAACAAUGUCGGCAAGAGGAUGUCCUGCAGUCAGUUCAUCUCCAACCUGGAAGGUCUGAACAAUGGAAAAGACUUUCCUAAAGAUAUGCUGAAGUCAUUGUACGCGUCCAUCAAGAACGACAAACUCCAGUGGACCAUCGACGAGGAGGAGCUGCGGACGUCCGCGUCGGACUCGGCCGACGGCCGAACAGACUCCGCCUCCCACACCCUGAAGCGAGCGGGGAUGGGCCGCAACCAGCUGGCGGCUGCGGCGCAGCGGGCCGACGGCGAGCUGUAUAAGAGCGGCUUCCUGGUGCGCAAAGUCCACGCCGACGCAGACGGCAAGAAAACGGCGCGCGGCAGGCGAGGCUGGAAGUCCUUCUACGCCACCUUGAAGGGUCGCGUGCUCUACCUGCAGAAGGACGAGUACGGCGCCGAGCGCCAUCUGACGGAGGACGACUUGAAGAACGGCGUGUCGCUGCACCACGCGCUGGCCAUGAGAGCCGCCGACUACGCCAAGCGGCCCAACGUCUUCUACCUGCGCACCGCCGACUGGAGGGUCUUCCUCAUGCAGGCGCCGUCGCGCGAAGACAUGCGAUCGUGGAUCACCCGCAUCAACGUGGUGGCGGCCAUGUUCUCGGCUCCGCCCUUUCCGCCCGCCAUCGGAUCGCAGAAGCGCUUUGCUCGCCCCCUGCUGCCCGGCUCCACCACCAAAUUGUCGCAGGACGAGCAGGCAGCGUCUCACGAGGCUCGCUUCCGGGCGGCGUCCUCUGACCUGGACGAGCUGGUUGGCGCCGCGCCGGACCGCAAGGUUAAAGGUCGCGAGUUGGACGAGCAGAAAGCGCGCCGAGAGUAUUUGGAGUUUGAGAAAACACGUUACGGUACAUACGCCAUGCUGUUGCGCGCCAAGAUGUCCGCCGGUGAGGAGGACUUGGCAGCCUUCGAGGCGCGACUCUUUGAGGACGGUGGCGGCAGUGGCCCGCAGAGGGCGCACUUUAGCCCCUCGCCGCCACAGCACGCGGACGGCAAAGAGAAGACGCGCGGCACCAAAAGUUUAAAGGUCGCCUCCUCGCAUUUGCUCUGCGACGGCAGCGCCCAGCAAGAAGAGGAAAGCGGGAAGAAUGAGAACACGCCACGGCCGCAAGCUUCCAAGUUGGCAUCCAGACAGGAAGUGACGCCGUGAGGAGCGCUCGCAGCGACGGCAUCGUGGGAAAAAGGCGGAAGAGGAGGACGUGUGUUGUCUAAGACUUUGACGCCAGCGCUCUUUUUUUCCCUUCCCUGUCUUCGUCUGAUGCUGUCGCCAUGGCAACAGACGGAGUGCAACUCACCGUGGCAACCACUGCACGAACGACUGUCGUCACGGCAACGGGAGAAAUCCUCAUCGUCCGGACCAAAAUAAUCACCGCCACAUGUGCACGUGCGCAUCGACACACUUGUACACACACGUACAGCUGUCGGAUAUAUUUAUUGAUCAUGCACACGUCAACAGUCAGGAACAUAUAUUUCAAGAAUGAAACGUUGACGCUCAACACAAAAACGUUUGUCAUCUUAACGGACGACC
Hippocampus comes (tiger tail seahorse) is the source of this 5203-nucleotide messenger RNA. RefSeq lists its product as uncharacterized. NCBI's taxonomy places the organism in Eukaryota, Metazoa, Chordata, Actinopteri, Syngnathiformes, Syngnathidae. Gene Ontology annotation, molecular function: protein binding; phospholipid binding; guanyl-nucleotide exchange factor activity. The coding region runs from base 407 to 4825 and encodes 1472 amino acids. Gene Ontology annotation, biological process: regulation of ARF protein signal transduction. The transcript is spliced from 19 exons. The record is from RefSeq and is a predicted model, not a curated record.